AUGGACUCUCACCCCCCUGCCGAUAUUGCAGAAUCGGUCAAACACCAGAAAAGAAUCACGAUUGCUUUUCUGGCCAUGGCAUGGUUCUUCGUCCUCCUGAGGAUAUGGACUCGCACGUUUAUCAUAUCGGGUUUUGGCUGGGAUGAUGGCACCAUGCUACUUGCUGGGAUGAUGUUUACUGUGUACUGUGCGACAACUCUUUUCAUCGACGCUCACGGCGCCGGCACAGUCAUAACAAGCUUCGACCAGCUGAAACUACUGACAAAGUGCAUGACCAUCGCCGAAACCUCGUACGUCGUGACCAUGAUGAUCGUCAAAAUAUCGCUGGCCAUCUUCUUUGCCCGCAUCGUCAUCAAGCCCUGGCAUGUGAACCUGAUCAAACUCGCCCUUUGCAUCAGCAUCACAUCGUCAGUCUCCGCCUUCUUCUACAGCAUUUUCCGCUGCGGCCCGAAUUUGGACGACUAUGCCAUGCGACAAAUACUCCAGCAAUGCUCGAACCUCCCCCUGGACCUCUUCAUGGCCUACCAGCAAGCUGCGUUCAACACCCUCACAGAUUUGAUCUUUAUUGCCAUGCCCGUCCUUGUCCUGUGGAAUUCUCAAAUGAAGCUACGAACAAAAAUACCCAUUUGCGCUAUCUUGUUGAUAGCCACACUCGGCACAAUCUGCUCCAUGAUACGCUUCAAAUACGUCAGCGGUAUCCUUAAGACCAGCGACUUUUUCUGGCAUGCCGUCCACAUCUCCCUGUGGAGCACAGCCGAAGCCGGUUCCUGCAUCAUGGCCGGAUGCACCGCGACACUGCGCCCACUGUUGAAAAUUAUCAUCGACCGAACGCAAAUGUUGACACCAAGCUCCAGCUACAAAUCGGCGGUAUCAAGCUUUGUAAAAAACCGCCAUCGCUCAAAGCGCCAUUCAAUGCGCAUAGCGCGCCUCUCAGAGUCCGAUCUCCUUUACUCGGCCGCUGACGACAAGCGGGCAGGCUCCCAACUCACAACGCAGCCAGCGUACAUCGAGCUUGUCGCCCAGCCUCCCGCCGCACACAUCGCGCCACCAUCUAGGGCUAUUGGCAAAAGCGCACGAGCAAGCACGUAUAGUCCACAUGUGCAACAACAUUUGCAAUCCAAGCCGUCCUCUUCUUCGCUACCCUGA
Messenger RNA from Exserohilum turcica Et28A, 1146 nucleotides. RefSeq lists its product as uncharacterized. NCBI's taxonomy places the organism in Eukaryota, Fungi, Ascomycota, Dothideomycetes, Pleosporales, Pleosporaceae. The transcript has 5 exons. The coding region runs from base 1 to 1146 and encodes 381 amino acids. The record is from RefSeq and is a predicted model, not a curated record.